AUGGUGAGAAAUCUUCAGCAGCUUUUGCGUUUAUAUGUGGGCGAUUGCGGAGUGGAGGAAAUCAUUGAAGAUGGAGUACAAACGACAUAUGAGUUUGUGCUCUCAAAACUAAACUCUGUCAGAUUUGAGGAUUUGCCCGAUCUUAACUGUUUCUAUUCUGGAAUGCAUGCUUCCUGUUGGCCGUCACUUGAAGCUUUGACAGUAUAUGGUUGCUCUAGAGUAGCAUUUUUGGCCCAAGAAUGUUCAAGGUUUCAGAGAAAGUAUGACUCGAUGUAUCCAACCCCAACUAACCAAGCUCUCUUUCUAAUUAAGAAGGAUUCAUUCCCAAGCUUGAAAAGAGUGACCAUUUCCGGCAUGGAGAUUUGGGAUGGCCCCUUUCCAGUAAAUUACUUCAGCAAACUAGAAUAUUUCCAGGUCGAAAAGAGUAACAAUGAGUCGGCUGCUAUACUUGAGAAAUUCCCUGGUCUCGAAAAAUAUGGUGAAACAAGUGCUGCUGCUUCUAGUGAAAUAUCUUCCCAUCGGAAAAGCAGAAGUGGGGAUAUACAUGCAGUUGGGGCCCUCUCUCGUUUAAGUCAAUUAUGGCUUUGUGGCAUGUCUCGCCUGAUGCAUCUAGGGGAAGAUAACUCCCAAAUGGCAGGUCAAAAUUUUCCAAACCUGCAAAUUCUAGGGAUAGAUUGUUGUGACAGCUUACGGAAUCUAAGAUCAUCAGCAAUAUCCUUCAAGAAUCUAACAAAAUUGCAAGUAAAUGGUUGUUCGGGGUUGGAAUACUUGAUAACUUACUCCACAGCUAAAAGUCUCAAGCAACUCAUAGUCCUAUCAGUUGAGAACUGUGUAAGAUUGGUAGAAAUAGUGGGAAGCAGAGAAGACGAUGAUAAUUUAGGAAAUGAGAUUGUAUUCAGUCGGUUGGAGUAUUUGGAACUCUCUAAGCUACCAAGAUUGCGGGGCUUUUGCUCUAGAGAUUGCAUUGUCAAAUUCCCUUCUUUGGACAAGUUAUUGAUAAGCAAACGCCUCAAACUGAAGAUCUUUGGUAACGAUGAAACGCUACAUGUAACCAACGAAGAGGUUGACACAGACGUUGAUGCUGAUGAUGGUGAAACAUACGUUGAUGCUGAUGAUGGUGAAACAGGCGUUGAUCUUGAUGAUGGUGAAAAGGAACAUAUUCAACCCCUUGAAAUCACUGCAACUGAUCAGGGGGUCAUAGCACCAGUGGGAGAAAAUCUGGCCAUCUUACCAGUAGGCGAAGUCACAACUCCUGUGUUUCCAGUUAUUGAGCAUACUCUAGUCGCCGAAGUAACUCAUACUGAAGCUGUCGAACAAGUAUUCUUAGAUAUUGAGCCUCUAGCCGAAGAAGCAAGGCCUGAUGUUCAUCGGACUCUUAAUGAACCAGAGCAGCAUGUUAAGGAACGAAGUGCUCCCUUGGAGCCUUCAGCUGCUGCUAAGGAAAUUUUGACACCUACAAUUCGUGCACAGGCCCCCGAAAGUUCUCUGAAGUCAUCUGUGGAGAAACUGUCCUUAAUAGUUCUGUUAUUCACAUGUUCUCUCUGGAUAUGUAUCUAUUUGAUAUCUUUACGACAUUUGACACCUGGAAGUAUAUGUACUUCACUGCCACUGUGCCACGUAAUCAACCCUUUCCAUUACCUGACCUCUCGGGAACAGGUCCGGCCCUUUGAGACCACUGCGACUGAUCAAGAGUUUAUAGCACCAGUGCAAGAAAAUAAUCUGGCCAUCAUACCAGUAGGCGAAGUCAGAACUCCUGUGUUCCCAGUCAUUGAGCCACCUCCUGUCGUCGAAGUUCCUCAUACUGAAGAAAGGGAACAAGCAUUCUCAGGCCUGAACCUAGAGCCUGUGGCUGAAGCAGCUAGGCCUGAUGCUCAUCAGAAUUCCAAUGCACCAGAGCAGAAUCUUGAGGUACAAAGUGAUCCCUUUGAGCCUUCAGCUGUUGCUAGAAUAACUCCAACUCGUAUCAUUCCUGCACUGCCCUCUUCAAGUUCUCCAAAGUCAUCACGAGCAAAACGUUCCUUGGGAGAGAAACUUCAAGAUCUGUCUGCGAAGAAGGCUGCUAGCAAUAUCGACCAAUCUGAGGAGGAGAAGACCAAGCUCAAAGCUCUUAUUUCUUCUGCUGAGUUGAGAGACCCCCAAACCAGACAACAGCUCCUGGCAGUGCUGCCCACUCUCCAACUGUCUACUACCAAAUGGAUUGCUGAUCUCGUUGUUCAAGAGCUAUCAAAGUUACCACUGGUUCUGGACAAGGAGGAAUCAUUACGCCAAAAAUUGGCUGGUCUUGUAGCUCAGGGCUUCGAGUUGGAUGAAAGGAGGCGCAUCCUCCUCUCUGAAGGUUCCUUAGCUGAAGAAAACAUCCAGAAGGUCCAGGAGCAGAAGGUGGAGCUGCUGACUGUGGAAGAGCAAAUCAAGAAGCUUGAGGCGCAAGCAAUUUUACUCCGGGCAGAGAUCGCCAUUGGCGAAAAGAGGUAUUCUGGUUUUGAAGCGUCCUUGGAUCAGCUAGUUGAGGAACGACAACUCAACCAACUCUCUGUGGAUUCAACAAGUGAAGAGCUGCUUAGGACUCGAGCUGUGAGUGACAGCUUAUGUACUGCCAUCUUUACUCAUCUCCGCCAACUAUUGUAG
Messenger RNA from Fragaria vesca subsp. vesca, 2625 nucleotides. RefSeq lists its product as uncharacterized. The record is from RefSeq and is a predicted model, not a curated record. NCBI's taxonomy places the organism in Eukaryota, Viridiplantae, Streptophyta, Magnoliopsida, Rosales, Rosaceae. The transcript has 3 exons. Bases 1 to 2625 code for a protein of 874 amino acids.